AUGAGCAACAAUGUGAAAGAAACCUUUGACAAGGCCGUCAGGUUGGCCAGUUCUCCUGCUGGCGGCGGCAAGUGGAAGUUGUCCCCGUUACAAAAGGGACAACUCUAUGCCUGCUAUAAGCAAGCCAAUUUUGGAGACUGUCCAGGAAAACGUCCCGGAAUAACGAAGCUUCUCGCACGCCAAAAAUAUGAUUGUUGGAAAUAUUGCGAGGGAAUGGAAAAGGAAGAAGCCAUGAAGAAGUACAUUGAAUUUGUUGAAAAUCUCGCUCCCGAAUUCUACUACUGGACGAGGGGAAGUGUCAAGGCAACAGCAAUUGCAUGUUCCCGUUCCGUGCAAAUUUCUUUUUGA
Seminavis robusta is the source of this 348-nucleotide messenger RNA. Lineage: Eukaryota; Bacillariophyta; Bacillariophyceae; Naviculales; Naviculaceae. The record is from the annotation of a GenBank genome assembly.